AUGGACUGUACGUUAAGAGAACUGACAACGUUGAUAAAGGAGGUGAAUCCAGAUGCGAGAAGACGUGGAACGUUCUACGAUUUUGCUAUUGUUUUUGCGGAUAAUCGUGCGCCAGGCUACCGAAUCAGAGACAUUGGUAGCACAUGUAGCGGUCAGCGAGGAGUGGAUGAUAACAAGACCUUGACUCAGUGUAAGUUUGAGGUUGGCGAUUAUAUCGAUGUAGCUAUCACGAUACCGGGUAUGCGACCACCGAUGCGAAGAAACCGACAGUAUUGA
Soboliphyme baturini is the source of this 276-nucleotide messenger RNA. The record is from the annotation of a GenBank genome assembly. NCBI's taxonomy places the organism in Eukaryota, Metazoa, Nematoda, Enoplea, Dioctophymatida, Soboliphymatidae.